Molecule: messenger RNA, 3593 nt
Organism: Exophiala xenobiotica
Lineage: Eukaryota; Fungi; Ascomycota; Eurotiomycetes; Chaetothyriales; Herpotrichiellaceae
Exons: 2
Coding region: 311-2176 (621 amino acids)
Molecular function (GO): NAD+ binding
Source: RefSeq, a predicted model, not a curated record
ACAACAUCCUUGCGCUUUCGAUCACGGUACUGGUACUCUGUCUGGAUGACGGUCCUGUCUGCGGGGCUUGGACGCGUCUUUAUUCACAACCCCAGGUCCACCUGUCGGUCCAGUGGGCCUAGAAUGAUGUUCUAACGCGAACCUGACGCGGAUGGUCAAAGACUGUGGACUCCCGGACCUUGAGCACAAGUCACGACUCGACGCAGAGCUGUGUCUCUCUUACAUCGCAUCCAUUGCUACCUCAUUUGGUAUCUUCGGUAUCACUCAUCAAAAAUAAAACGCGACAAAUCAGGCGAUAUCGCCCUCGAAGAUGGGGUUGCGCGAGCUCACCUUUGGAGACGAGCGGCCGUUGCAGGAAAUCGCAGAUAGCCUUGCAGGGUCGCACAAGAUCCUUGUUGUUACAGGUGCUGGGAUCAGCACCAGCUGUGGAAUACCGGAUUUCCGCUCGAAGGACGGGCUCUACAACAUCAUUCCAGAACAAGCUCUCCUACCAACUCCUCCGGCAUCACAGCCUUCCACCCCGUCGAGAAAUCGCGUCGAUGUCGACGAACACGAUAUCCCAUCCUCGCAAUCUUCAUCCUCAUCCAAUGCUAGUAGACGGUUCUCUUCGAGUCCGUCGUCCAAGCUCAAAGGACAGGACCUUUUCGACUCCAGAGUGUUUCAGAACGCCGCUUCUACGACUCUCUUCUACCAGUUCAUAGCUUCUCUACGUCAAAAGAUACGCGAUGAAGUACGGUCCACGAGUUCGGUUCAUAAGCUCAUCCGAGUUCUUCGUGAUGGCGGUCGAUUGAUGCGGUGUUAUACCCAGAACAUAGACGGGCUAGAAGCAAGAGAAGGCCUAGUGACUGACCUUGCUCGCGGGAGGGGCAACAAGCGACGGUUCAUGAAGAAACAUUAUGAAGUACCGCGACCUGCACAUACCUCCGGGACAGACUUCGACGGUGGUUGUGAAGUGGUGCAACUACAUGGUGAUCUGGACAAGCUGCGCUGCAGCAUGUGCGCCGCGCACUUUGUAUGGACAGAUGAAGAGACCGAGAUCUACUUGGAAGGUGCUGCGCCUAGCUGCCAAAAAUGCAAGGCAAAGAGUGAGGAAAGACAGGCAAGCGGGAAAAGAGGACUGGCAGUGGGGACGCUUCGGCCAAAUAUCGUGCUGUACGGGGAAGACCAUCCUUCAAAUACGUUACUGACGCCAUUGAUUCCCUUUGACGCCAGCUGUCAACCCGAAGUCAUGAUAAUCAUGGGCACUUCGUUAAAAGUCUUUGGAUUACAAAGAAUUGUGCGAGAAUUUGCAAAAGCAGUCCACUCUCGCAAGGACGGGAAGGGACGCGUAAUCUUUGUCAACCGUACGCGGCCAGCGGAAACUACUUGGGAAGGCAUUAUUGACGACUUCGUUGCGAUGGACUGUGACGAUUGGGUGAAUGACCUGAAGACGCGGCGUCCUGAUCUCUGGCUUCGACAGGGCGAUCUUGCCUUGACGGUCACCAAAUCAGCACAGCCCAAACGAAAGAGAAAGUCCGUUGACGUGGAUGAAGGCGUCGAGAAUAGGCCGAAUAAGAAGUCGAAGAUCACUGUCGACAUACCAGCUCACGAUUGGUUUGUCCAGCAGACGCCCCCAAGCACACCUUCGAGGAAGCAACUGCCGAUAAAGAAGUACAAGUUGCCGCCGAACUAUCCAGGCCGAGCUGUUCUUUCACCUUUGGCGCAGGCUAGACGACCUCCAGUAUCGCCGUUGUCUAGUCCAGUCCGGAUAGCUGAUGAUCAAGGGCAGCUAACGCCAGCCAAACGAAGCACGCCUAAGAGGCCUGCAUUCUCGCCUUUUUCUCCAGGAGUGCUCUCGGGGAGCAGGCUAAAGAUGGAAGUGUUCUGCGACGACAAUCGGGGAGAGAACUUUGUGAGCGAUGUUGUGGAAAAGUCGGAAGACGACGUGGACCCAGAUGAAACGUCCCUCGGAGACGAUGCAGAAAAAACGUUCGAACGCCCGGCGAUCACACCGCCAGAAUCCAACUUCAUGGCCCGGGUGUGGCAAAGAUUCCCUGGAAGGCGGAUCCUCCCCUACAGCAAUCGUUUCAAGAGAUCAGAAGGCUCGCUUGACGAUGAAGAAGAGGACAGUGUGAUCACAGUGGAAACUCCCUCAAGAGGCCCCCGAGGAAGGAAAAUUGACGUGCUGGAAACUUGAAAAGGCGCACAUUCCGGAUGGGGUUAUAACAGGGGCCAUUGUAUGAUGAGAUGAUGAUUGUACGGCGCAUUCCGAGACUUGCAAAAGGUCGCAAAGUUUUCUGUGGCAUUUUGGGGUGCGAGAACAUUUGGUACUGGAGGUUUAUGAAAAUGGCCUGCAUUACGCUGGUGCGAGUCUGAGAUUUUGGUUGAGAAGGAACAGUCCAGUCUUCUAUGAGGAUGGACAAGUUAAUGAUCACGAGCAAUAUUCUUCCUCAUUCCAAGUCCCUCAGACUACAUCAAUACUUCUUCUGCACCGACAACCUGGGUAUAAGAGACCACUUGCAACCCGGCGUUGGUCAAGAUUUCACGCGCGACCCAUUGCUGCCAAAGACAAAAUCAAAAUCCCUCAAAGUAUAAUACUGCCUUCGAAAUCUUCUCGCACCGUCCAUAAAUGCAUCCCUUCUUCCUUUGCUGUUCAAGAUGCAGGAGCGCCAGCCCGGCGAAAACAGUGUCGAGAAUUGCAGCCGACGGACUCUUUGAUUCAACCUCAAGCCCGUCAUCGUACGAUACAAGGAAGACAUACCUCACAUCGGCAGAAUUUGAACAGCUCAGUACCUCUCAGAGUUGAGGCUGCGAUAUCUUCAUCUCAAGGAGAAUAGAAUGUUCAGAAACAAGAUAUGUACUAAGCUCACCUGACCAAUAUUAAGAGUCAUGGAACUGACGGUCUUCAGUCACCCUCCUUCAAGGGCCUGCCAGGCCAAAUAUCGUGGUGCCCGUGAGCUGGGCUGCCGGUCUCACGGGAUCCCACUUCUACCUUGCGAGAGCAGAGAGACAACGAGAGAGCGAACGAGAGAAAGAGAGAGCGCAGAUAGAGAAAGAGAGAGAGAGGAGUAUCGCUAAGCAAAGGUAUGAAGACAUCGAACGACGUCUGGACCGACUCGAUCAGUCAAUCGAUCGGUCCGUGAAAAUAGAGCAGGCUUGGGAGGCGGUGUAUGGCGCGUUAGAAAGUUGUAAUACCAUGUGCGACGAAAUGAGAAGCCAGGAAGAGGCGUGGAAGUCGCUGGGCUCGACGAAGCCGACCAAGAGCCUCAUAUGAGGGGUCGCAUGAAAGAGACAAGACUGCCUGGGGACUCACGAUGAUACAAGGACGAUACAACUUGUCAUGGGUGACUGCAGGUUGAGUCGAGAGUCUGGAGUAUCUCUCUACUCCGUACCAUUAUGAACAUCUCUCCAUUCUUAUCAUAGGAUGGCCGAGCGUCAAGCUUACCUAGGUAGCGAUUUUCCGGGCCCGAAGGCUUCCGGCCGAGGCAGCGAGAUGCUCCUAGGUAGGUAGUUAACGUUAGUGAGCUUGGGUGGAUGGGAUGCCGCUGAUGGCGGCCAUUGAUGGACCAUUCCAUUUUAUUCCGCUCUGACCAAUUUUCUUGACCACAUGACAA